Cydia strobilella is the source of this 5363-nucleotide messenger RNA. RefSeq lists its product as uncharacterized. Bases 290 to 2221 code for a protein of 643 amino acids. Gene Ontology annotation, biological process: monocarboxylic acid transport; transmembrane transport. NCBI's taxonomy places the organism in Eukaryota, Metazoa, Arthropoda, Insecta, Lepidoptera, Tortricidae. The transcript has 9 exons. Gene Ontology annotation, molecular function: monocarboxylic acid transmembrane transporter activity. The record is from RefSeq and is a predicted model, not a curated record. Gene Ontology annotation, cellular component: membrane.
CGCUCAGUACACUCGCAACCGGGGCCGCACGCACGCGUCGCUACAUCUAACAAGUAAACCGAUAAAAUAUUCAUUUAUUGUCAAAACUGUGAAUAAGUGUCUAACGGAUUUUUAAAUCGGAGUCGAUAGAACGUGACUUUUUAAAAAGGUUCGUUUUCGCGGGAGUGAAUUUUGAACGCGUUCACGUGGAUGCCGGCAACUCGGAUUCGAAAUUUGAAUUCGUCAAGGUCCUUAUUGGCGCGUUUUGUGCCUCCGCACUUUCGUUUAGUUAGUACAUUACAGAUCCAAGAUGGUGGUGCGAGUAGCAACGGACGAGCGUCCGUUUGAGACGCCCUCGUCGGACGAGAGCGGCCUGGGCCGCGACUCGCCCAGCGAAGAGUCCGAGCCAGAGGCAGCACUGGUGGUCCCACCCGAUGGUGGCUGGGGCUGGGUCAUUGUGUUCGCCUCCUUCAUGUGCAACGUGGUCGUGGACGGCAUCAUAUUCUGCGGGGGCAUGCUCAACGAUCCCAUCAAGAAAGAAUUUAACGCUAGUGAUGGUCAAGUGGCGCCUGUGCAGUCUCUGCUGGCCGGCUUCUAUCUUCUGGCGGGGCCUUUCGUUUCGGCCUUAGCCAACAAGUAUGGUUUCCGAGUGGUGACCAUCGUAGGCAGCGUGAUUAGUACCGUUGCAUUCGGACUCUCCUACUUUGCGACCAGCGUCGAGUACCUCUACUUAGUUUACGGCAUCAUUGGAGGUAUUGGUUUCUGCAUGAUUUACAUGCCAGCAGUGUUAACAGUCGGGUUCUACUUCGAGCGCUGGCGCGCCCUCGCCACAGGCAUUGCGCUCUGCGGAUCUGGCGUCGGUACUUUUGCGUUUGCGCCGCUUGGUGAAUACCUUCUCAAGUCCUAUGGAUGGAGGGUCACUGUUGUUAUGUAUGGAGGAUUCAUUCUCCUAUGCAUCAUCUUUGGUGCACUGUUCAGACCCAUAAAACCGGUACGAGUGGCGCUGGCUGAUCAAUCCGGCGAUGAUGACGUCGCUCGUCGGCACGAGGAAGCCGUCGAAAAGCUCAAUUCCAUGCUCAAAUUGCAUAGCAAGCUAGACUCCGGGAUCUCGAUGCCAGCCGAAAUGAGAUUCAGUAACAAAGUUAGUCCACACACGUGGGUCGGAGUUGCGAAUAAUACCCGAUACCCGACCGCCGAGGAAGUCUUCCGGGGCAGCAAUUCUCAUCUAAGCCGACGGUCAUCAGCAACUGCAGGAACGAUUAAAAAUACUCUUGGAAACAGACCGAUGUUCAUCACGGGCCCGGUCGCCGAGAAAGAUGAAGACGAUUCCAACAGCAAUAUUGACAACACUGAGCCACUCAUCAGCGCCCCUAUCAAAGUUAUACAAAGAGAGGUCAGGCCUCGCCAUUCACACGCCGAUCUAGUCGCUAGGCCACUAUACAGAGACGACAUUUUCUUUAGCGGCAGUUUGAUCAGACUACCCCAAUAUACGUCUCGGAAUUCUCUGGGUUACCACAUGGCAGUUACUCACGUGCCAACUAAGGAAGAUGCUCAAGAAGAAGAGUCGGGAAAAUGCCGUCUGUGCCCAGAAGCAGUGAAGCGGACCCUCGCUACCAUGUUGGAUGUGAGCUUAUUCCGAUCACCGACGUUCGUGAUUCUCGCCGUGUCAGGUUUCUUCACGAUGCUGGGAUUCUUUGUUCCUUACAUGUAUGUCAAACAGAGAGCGAUGGAAAAAGGAGGCAUUGACGCAACAACUAGCACCUUGUUGGUGUCGACGAUCGGUGUGGCGAACAUCGUGGGCCGUAUGGCAUGUGGUCUGGUGUCAUCGAUGCCCAAAGUAUCUCCGCUGUGGCUGAACAAUAUUGCGCUGACGGCUGGUGGAAUAGCGACUAUAUUCAGUGGAUACUGCUUCCAUGUAGGCUACCAGUUUGCAUACUGCGCAUUGUUUGGACUUGCUGUUGCUUGUUUCGCGUCACUGCGGUCGAUCCUGGUGGUAGAAUAUAUCGGGCUGGAGCAGCUUACCAACUGCUUCGGGCUCUUCCUGCUCUUCCAAGGUUUCGGCGCAUUAUUAGGUUCUCCAAUUGCGGGAGCUAUAAAGGACAUGACGGGAGACUUCGUGGUCCCAUUCUACGUGGCUGGAGGGUUCCUGCUGUUCUCUGCCCUAAUGUGCUAUCCCAUCGACUACAUCAGCCGAUGGGAGAAGUCGCGCUCCAAGCUCGCUACGCCACCCCCCAAAGUCUGAUCUCUUCCGGACCAUACGGGACCAUGAUACACCGGACUCAUUUCGGUUCAAUAAAGACAAGGUGCCAAAACCCCGGUCGAUAAUGUACGUUAGACCCUGCGGAUGAAUCUCAGGUGACGACGUGACUGUAAAAUGUACAAAUUAAGCUGUUCAGAUAUAUAGGACGAUACCUCGAAUACGAAAUUCAUAAGUAGAAACAUUCCCAGUAGAAUUGGACAAUGCUCGAGAUUGCUUUGCAAUGGCUCAGAUAAGUCAGAUCUUGCAUUUAAAUAUAGAAUUUAGAAAGUACAAAGACUCGAAAUAUUUAUCGUAGUGGCAGUUUUGUCAGUGUCCAGUUGUUAGUGGAUGUGGUCUGAAGCCAAAACGUACUUUAUUAUUAAGAAUAGAUUUGUACUUACCGAGUGAAAACCCGAAGAAGGUCUCGAAGAGACUACUCCUAUAAUUCGUCUUCCAUAAAAUCUAAGUAAAAUUUUAAAAUUAUCUACAAUAUUGAUAAUUAUAUAUCUAGAAGAAUACGAAACAGAUAUUUACAGUAAACUAUUUUAUGCAGCAACUAAUAAACGUUUUGGAUCCUUUCUUGAUAUACAAAUCGCAUGCACCCUAGUGAAACAAACCCCCCGGUACGGAGUACAUAUUAUAAGACUUUUACACAUAACAAAGUAAUUUAAUUGCAUAUCAUUAUGCAAAGUGAUUUUAUAUUAUUUAAAGGUUUGCUAGUUGUAAUGUUCGUGCCUUAUUGAAUGAGUGGUACUUAUUAGAUUAUACUGUACACUAUUUUAUAUACAAGUUCCCAGAUGGGAAGGAAAGUUCCGUUUGUACUAUACUUACAAGGCCUUUUAUACUUUUUUAUGUGUUUGACAUAAACAUUAUAUUUAACUUAGAAUAAGAAUUACUGCUGUGGCUGUGGUAUAUUAGCGUAUUCUAGAGUUUGUAAAUAAGAAAUCAUAGUCAUCGGGUAUUCUAUUGUAUUUUGGUUUGUUAAAAUCGCCCUGUCCUAUUGUAUGUCAACCGGUGUACCCAUAUCAAAAUCGUCACAUAUUCGAAUUUGGUGAUGUUGAUAGGGGUACUAAGUAGAAGAAGUCUUCUACUCUACUUCUACUAGUAAAAGUAUUUCCACUUGUAUACCGACCUACCUUAAGUGAUACUCCCAAAAAGUGGUUUGUUUACAAAACACCUUAUUAAUAGCAAGAAUGACAUGCCCCUUUUGCUUAAAUAAUUCGAAAGAGUGGACCAGUGCAGAGUUAUACCGGAUACCGCGCUGUACGGCUAGCAUGACGUGACUGUCUGGCGAAGAAUAAUAAUACUUUUUUUAUUAAUUUAAUUAUUUACAAGUUAACAAGUUACUAUAUACGUUUGUGCAAUCAUGCCAUAUUUUUAAUUAAAAUAUGAAAUCACUGCCAAUAUUUUUAUUACUUUAUUUUUUCUUCUGUUUAUUUUAUCAUAUUUUUUACAUGAUGCUGGUCAUUGCAAAAAUAUGAAAAGUAUUUACGUACAUCAAUAUGAAUACUUAUAAAAGGAAGUCGUUUUUAUAACUCGUUGAUAUAGAUUUCGGAGUGGUUGUACCUAUAAAGACUGUACACGAUGAAACCCGGCCACACAUGAUGUGGUAACUCUUAUAAAUGAAUGUACAUUUUUAAGCAGCACUUUUCCCUUAAUAAUUUGUGGUUAUCAAACUACAUAGUUAAAUUAUAAACAUAUUAUAAAGUUAGGUUGUCUGUGACUUUGAGCGUUAUGUAUUCCACAGUGCCUAUAUUUUUUUGUCCACGGUUUUCUGACAGUUUUUACCUACCUAAUUUUCCAGGUAAAAAUAUUUUCUGAGGUAUUUGACUUAUUGACAAAAAAAUGCCUCUUAAACGGUACUUUUAAUUAACAAUUUAGGUAAAAGUAUAGUUAUUUAUGGAAUGGGGAGUUAAAAAUAUCAAAAUGGAAAUUGUAUAACAAAUCCUUUAAACCCAAAUUUCAGUUGCUCUUCGUAAAAAAAAUUUAAAAGUCGUACUUUGAACGUAAAAUACUCUAGUGCAGACACGUAUCAUUUUCUAAACACCUUUUAGAACAACAAUAACCCUCUUUCAGAUCAUGAGAAAUGAAAAGUAUGUUUUUGGUAAAAUCACAUUCUAAUGAGCAUAAAACAGCUUAUGAAAUUAUAAGUACAAUUGUGGCAUUGUAGUAGGUAGCGAGUAAAGAUUAUCAAAAACGCUGGACAAAAAAUGGUAGGUAUGAUGGAAUAUAUUCGGCGAAAACUCACAGAAGCCCAUACAUUGUAAUAUGAUUGUAUUUUUUUAUAAAUUAUAAUAAUUACAGAUUGUUAAAAUAAAAGAACUGCUUCAAUACAUUGUGUAUUCGGUAAAAAUAUAUCAAGAUACAAACCCAGCCAGUUUCAUCGUGUACAGUCUUAUUUUAUUUAUUUUAUAAGUUGUUUUGUUUAUGAUUAUGACUAUGAUUUUUUGUGUGUAUUGGGUGUGGAUACCACAGUGCCAUAUUAAAAUGUUAUGUCCAGUUGCUUGCGAUAUUCCUUUACGAAAAAAAACGAGGCAAAUAAUAGAUCGAAAUCACAACAGAGCGAUGGAACUAGGAUUUUAUUUUUAAGAAACUAAACAUAUUUACGUAAUCUGGUUUAUUCCAAACUUUGACUUUCAUAUAUGUUUAAUUUAUGAACAAAUACUCUAUCAACACAACAGUCUCCUUUCUUAAUUUUUUUUUUUGCUGAUGCAAAUAAUAAGUAGCAAAACUUGAUUAAAAUUCGAAAGGCGCUGGUUGAUCUAAGAGUUUAUGUUUUUCAACGUAUGGUCGACCCAGGAAGUGAAGCCAUUUUAUGGGAGUCCCAGGAGUCAAAAACCUCAAAAAAAUACAUGUCUUGAAUAUUUUUUCAGACUGAGGUCAACGUUGUGAAAAAUGUUGAAAAACACUGAUGUAGGCAUAAUUAGCCAUGCGAAUGUUUCUAUGCGAAUACUACAGAAGAAUAAUAAUGAAAACUUGUAUAAUGUUUGUAAUAAAUACAGGGAAUAUUAAACUAAUUACACUCCUAGAUUAGAAAUUAUGGAAGGAAUGCAAGCAAUGUUACGUAGCCUAGUGAAAUAGAUGAGUGUUUUAACCAGGGUUUACCCUUUGCAACAAUUUAUACAAAUAUAUUUGUUGAACUAUU